AUGAGAUUACAUUCUGCUACGAAUUGGCGCGACUGCUUUUUCGCGGCGCCACCCCACGGCGUUUCGCGCUUGGGGUGCAUGAUCAUGACGAUGGUGCCCGAGAACAUGAAGAAGCCGUACGAGUUCGAGCUGUUCCACGAAUCAACGAGGGACCCGGUGGACCUCUACACGUGGGGGAACGACUUCUUCCGUCCCCUCAUCGAGCUGGACAACUCGAGGCUCGAGGGCAAGGAGAACUUGGAGAAGAUCGCCGAGUACCUGGCCAAGGGAGAGAACGUCUUCCUCAUGUCUAACCACCAGACGGAAGCCGAUCCCCAGGUGAUCAGCCUCCUGAUGGAGCGUGAGGGGUACGGGGACGAGGCGUCGCGACUGAUCAACGUGGCGGGGCACCGCGUGACCACGGACCCGUUGGCGAUCCCCUUCAGCAUGGGCAGAAACCUUUUCUGCAUUUUCUCCAAGAAGUACAUGGAGACUCCCCCGGAACUCAAGGGCGAGAAGCAGAAGCACAACGUCCGUACCUUGAAAAAGAUGGCGGAGAUGAUGAGCGAAGGGGGGCAAUUCAUCUGGGUGGCACCUAGCGGGGGCCGAGACAGGCCGGAUCCGGAGACGGGCAAGUUCGUCGUGUCCCCUUACGACCCCAAGUCGGUGGAGGUGUUCCGGCUUAUGGCCGCAAAGGCCAUGGGGAGGAACAAGACGGGGCCGGUGACGCACUUCUUUCCCUUCGCGAUGUGGACCAACAAGCUUGUGCCCCCUCCGGACCAGGUCAACAAGGAGCUCGGCGAGCGGCGGCAGGCCGACAGGGGCCCCGCAAGCGUCGCCUUCGGGGAAGAGGUGCUGCCGCCGCCCGGGGAAACCUUGAAGCAGGCGGAGUUCGUCGCGAUCAUGGAGGAGAGAGUUCAGGCGGAGUACGCCAAGCUCGACGACUUCCAUGAAUCCAAGCAGAAAUGAUCGAGGGUUGGAUUCGAUUUGCACGGGUUGGGCUGGGCGUCGUCUCUCAUCACGAGGCCGGUUGACCCCCCUCAGGAACAAGUAAAAACUAUGUUCCCGCUUGGUAUGGUUGAUAUAGGCGGCGGUUGUGGCCGAUUGUAGGUGUGUUGGCUGCUGGUCAGCGUGCUGGUUUCGUUUUCUUUUUUGUCGUAUCGCAAAGCGGAGACGGGAGCUACUUCCACCCCAUCGGGGGGAGAUGUGUGGUACGUACGUGAGGUGUCCGUUGUGUAUAGAGAGGCCCGAUGCCGUCUGACCGUGGGCAGGGGAAGGCAGAGAAGCGGCGCAUCUAUGUGCGGGCUUAUUUGCGCGCGUUGCUGUUUGCUCCAGCUGUUUUGAGAGGCUUGUGUCCGGAGUGGCAACCUUCGUCAUACGCGCGCGUUGGAACGGUGACAUGCCUGCGUCGUUUUUUUUUGCGAGGCCCAGUUUCGGUUCGUUUAGAGCGUAUAUAGAUGUUGACGCAGGCGUGGUGUUGUCCUCCAGCUGUACGUGCACCGGCACGUGCCCUGGCUGAAAAUAUAUAGGUAAACCGGCACUAGAGAGAGCCACCGGCAGAACUGACGAAACUGGGCGUUUCCGACCCUCCCUGUGCUGAGCGAUUUCGUGGGCACUAUGCCGCUGCU
Molecule: messenger RNA, 1607 nt
Organism: Ectocarpus sp. CCAP 1310/34
Lineage: Eukaryota; Phaeophyceae; Ectocarpales; Ectocarpaceae
Source: the annotation of a GenBank genome assembly